Messenger RNA from Tyto alba (common barn owl), 2861 nucleotides. It is a transcript of the gene IMMP2L, whose product is annotated as inner mitochondrial membrane peptidase subunit 2. The record is from RefSeq and is a predicted model, not a curated record. The transcript is spliced from 4 exons. Gene Ontology annotation, molecular function: serine-type endopeptidase activity. Bases 501 to 758 code for a protein of 85 amino acids. Gene Ontology annotation, biological process: mitochondrial respiratory chain complex assembly. Gene Ontology annotation, cellular component: mitochondrial inner membrane peptidase complex; membrane. Lineage: Eukaryota; Metazoa; Chordata; Aves; Strigiformes; Tytonidae.
GAGCAAGUAGAGAAGUCCUUCAGCACAACAGCAGUUGAUGGCUUUGGUGGCCUUGCAAAUGGAUUGCUUGUAGGGGUGCCGUUGGUGUUUUGCCCCUCUUCAUUCAUACUGUGCUUUGUAAUACUGUAUGUCACCAAAACCACAAAAAUAGGACCUGAACUCUCAGCUUUGUCCACAGCCAUUUAAUGCUCCUGGUGUUGCCUUGGCCAAGUGAUGUACUGAGAAUGUAGCAUUUUGUCUUAACUGUUGUUUUAACCUGGCUGCUAGAUUCUGUCGCUGUUAAUUAGCUUGUAGUUCUGGGAGGGUACGGUGCUCUCCUGUUGAUUGUCUGACCAAUGGCUUUUUUUCAGACACUAGAUUUUCCUGUGGAUACCAGCACGGGGCUUUUGCAAGAAGUUUACAGCAAUAUCUGUCAGUGGAUUUAGUACAAGGGAUGGGGUGAACAUUCAUGCUUCAUUAUUAAUAAAAAAUAGAUUUGACUAUGAGGAAUUUAAAGAAUAAUGGCACAGGCUCAAGGUUUGCGGAAGAGAUACAUUAAAGCCUUUUUUAAAGGUUUCUUUGUUGCUGUUCCAGUAACGGUGACUUUCUUGGAUAGAGUUGCCUGUGUAGCAAGGGUGGAAGGAGCAUCAAUGCAGCCUUCUUUGAAUCCUGGGGGAAGACAAGCCUCUGAUGUAGUGCUCUUAAACCAGUGGAGCAUUCGAAAUUAUGAUGUACAACGUGGGGACAUUGUGUCAUUGGUAAAUCUGGCUACUGAAUAAAAUUUCAAAUAAGAUCACAAGAAUUCAACUGUUUCCAUAAAGGACAAAUGUAGCAAAAAAAAAAAAAAAGUUUUAAAAUUAUAAUGGGGAGGUCUAUGUAUCAAGCCAAAAGGUGGCAGUGUUUCGCUGUUGAAAAUGUUCAAGACCAACAGAGGACAGAAACUCCAUUCCAGCCUUAAUGUAAUAAAGAAAUGGAAUGUCAGUGUGCAUAACUGACACAAUGAUAUAAUACAUACUCAUACUACAUGCUUGGAUAGUUUAAGCUUAAGGUUUUAGUUUUGUAAGUGAAAUGCACAGUACGUAGAUUGUAACAGGACUGGAAGCUAUAUUGUCUGGCUUUCUUUUUGUCAUAUAUCUCUUCUAAUUGUCCCAUGGUUUUCUCUACCUCUUCACUGUAGUGGUAAUUUGUAUUACCUGUACAGUUUUUCACUACAAGCUCUUAAAGCAAACUCUCUCAUGUUGUCUUCUUUUGUUAGAAACUUAAAAUUUACUUUAUGGUCUAUCUUAUUUUCUGUAAAUGGUCUAGCUACAAAUAUGAAUUUAUUCAUGUAUGCAGCACCUAAUAAUGCAGAAGGACUCCAAUUUCAGGUCACUUAAUGACUGCUUGUAAAAUUUGAUUCUGCCUGGGUGUGCAACUCUCUGCCUAAGUCAUGCUCUGGUGAUUGUUUAAAUCAGUGAAUGUAACUGAUUAGUAAUUAAUAGACUGAACAGAAGAUGAGCAUGUCUGAUCAGAAAACAAUAUGAAUAGCUUGAUUCUUAUUAUACUUCUUGAAGGCUUGUGGUACCAUUUGAGCCAUCUGCAUUGAUUGCUUUCACUUCGCUGUAUGUUUGGGCAUAAUAACUAAAUUAAUACUUUAGAUGCUGUGUUUUUUUUUGUAUGUUUUGAAAAUUUCGCCUAUUACUGAUGGAACUUAUGUUACACCCACAUGGAAGAAGUCACAUUGUAUUUAUGCACUGUAUUGAGAAUUUUCUUAAUAUUUGGGGAAAUACACUGAAUAAUCUGACUAGAGAAUUCAAAAAGCGCUUUAAGAACAAUACAAAGGAAGUUAGAAAAAUGUAAAAAUAAUCUAUUGAAUAGUUUUGAUAUGAAAAUACUGAAGGAUAUUUUAUAUAUCAGUAACAAUUUUUAAGCUGUUAAGUACUUUAUGAUACGGGUUUGUUAGAAGCAGUUUUGGCCUACUAGUUUACUGUAAUGUAAAGGUUUUAAUUAAGUUGUAGAGACUUGCAGGAUAUAGUAUGUGGAUAUGAUUUUGCAUUGAUGUGAGUUGUUUGAGACUUAACUUUUGGUACAUGAGGCUUUUAUUGUGUGAACAGGUUAAUAUUUUUAUCCUUUUCAUUUAGAUUGUUUACCUAGAUUUCUAUAAUUCAUUAGUGAAUAGAUGUCCUGUGUGUAUGCAUGAAUUUUACUCAGUGGUCCUCAGAGGAUCUGGCUGAUUUAGGCAAGGUGUGAGCAGGGAAGACCAGUCUCCCAUCAGCUGCUGCUUUUUCUGUUCCUGUCAGAAAUUCAGACGAGAAAGUAUAGGUGUGACUGAGAUAGGCAGAUGGAUAUGAAGACCUUCUUUCAUUUCCUACUUGGCUGCUUAACAUUUAUCCACUGUCUCGUCUUUGCUGAGUCAUAGUAGAAAAUAGCUAUCAGGUUGUGGGAGAAUGGCGUUUUGCAGAGCAAGAGCUGAGGUCAAAUUUUCCCUCACGGCAGCCUGACCGGGGCCAUCCAAGCUCUUUGCUUUCUUCAUACUGUCAGAAAUACUGUGCCAUUCUGGAUGGGUGCUCUUUCUAUUACAGCUCUUAAAAGGGAUUGUUGAGAUCCCAACUGACAAAGUCCAUUGUAAGUAGAUGGCCAACAGCCAAACCUUGGAGCAAAGAUAUGAGUUAGUCUGGGUGGCCCUGGAUGCCUCAAGAGGUGAUCAAUCAGUCUGUGAUUAUGCUUGUGAUACUGCUAGCAGAUGCAAAAGGUUUUCCUCUCUCGUCCAAUCUCGUUCUUGACAAAGAUACAUGUUUUUGUUAUUUGCUGGCUUUGACUACAAAUGAGCACCCUUUCCCCAAGAACUUGAUGUUGUUUAUGUGCCGUUAAGGUAUUAAAUAAAGACUGCAUGUUUAUGGAAA